Messenger RNA from Kwoniella shivajii, 639 nucleotides. RefSeq lists its product as uncharacterized. The transcript has a single exon. Lineage: Eukaryota; Fungi; Basidiomycota; Tremellomycetes; Tremellales; Cryptococcaceae. Bases 1 to 639 code for a protein of 212 amino acids. The record is from RefSeq and is a predicted model, not a curated record.
AUGUCUACUUCCGGAACUUUCCCCGCCUCUAAUUACGACUCUGGCGAUCCUGAAAGUGUUUCCAGUAAUUCAAUGAGAACAGUUGAGAACACUCCUACCCUCGAAGAAAGGUUCAAUACUGCUACUGGUACUCGAAAAAGAAUCAGGAAACGAUUCCAGUACAAUGAUACCACCGUAAUGUACAAGAUUGAUGGUAAUGAAAUCUCAGUCAGCACUCAUGGACCAACAGGGGGUACAGGUGUCGGCCCAAGAUAUCUCCGAGAAUUGAAAAAUGGUGACCAAUUCGAUGUUGCAGUAUACAGACAGAUCGAACACCAUUUGAGAAAUGAACCAAAAGACAGCGAUGUCGACUCUUUCAUCUAUUCAAAGAGAGGGGAGAAUGGUACUCAAACUCCUAUAAAAGUUACCGUUGUGACCAGUCAAGAUUACAGUGGCACAACUAGAUAUGCUAUCUCGCAAACCGAAACUGACGAAGAUGGAAGUGAAAGAUCAACAAAGUUUUCUGAUUUGACUGAAGAUCAAAUUGGGAAUCAUAAAGGACUUUGUAACCGGUCCUUCCAAGAAGGCUUCAGAACCUUUUUAAACGAAAAGGCGAAGGGAAAAUCCACGGCUAACCCCACCACGAGUUCUGUGGCUUAG